Molecule: messenger RNA, 1586 nt
Organism: Penicilliopsis zonata CBS 506.65
Lineage: Eukaryota; Fungi; Ascomycota; Eurotiomycetes; Eurotiales; Aspergillaceae
Exons: 2
Coding region: 62-1567 (501 amino acids)
Source: RefSeq, a predicted model, not a curated record
AAGGCUAGAAAAUAAGCUACAGCGCGACCAGGAAAAUAGAGAAAAGAGGGCUCUAGACAACAUGAGAUCUCAACUGAGCCGGCGCAUAAAGCACCUUGGUGGAUUGCCCGAGGAAAUAACUGAACAUAUCAAAGUUUUUCUUGAUUCCCCCAACAAUCAACCCCACCAGAAGGCCCAGAACCCUGAUGCACAGCUCUUGAGGGAGCUACCAGCAACCAACGACUUUAAAAAGCUUCCUCUAGAAUGGGUACGAAAAGCUAGGGAUACUCCAACUGUUAUUGAAGUUCCAAACCUGAUUGUGCCGGAUCUCAGGGACGUCGACUGCGAUGCCGUGCUAGCUCAUCUAUUGUCGAGAAUAAAGGACCUCCACAGGGGUAGAUACGCAGACUUUCUUGAGUCCGAGGAGGGAACAAAGCUACAAGAAGUGCUUUGGAACGCAUUGAUCCCUCCAGUCAAAGAAGCUUGUAAAGAUGGAAGCUUUACUCUUGAAAGGUUGAGAUCCUUUGGUGGAGAGCCACAGAAAUGCAAAGAAGCUGGAAUUUAUCUCCAUAUUCUAUGGAAGAAAGACAACCCAGAUCGAUUUUGGCUGUAUGUUGGACAAGCCAUCAACCUUUCAAAACGCAUUGGCGACCACGAAGACUCAGAUUAUCGAAGGGAUAACCCUUCUCUGCAUUACUAUGUUUGGGAUAUGGAAGGAGGGCUUGCUUCGGAGUUCGUCACCCUGGCUAUCUUCAAUGAAGCAAGUUUGCCGCAAAUUUCCAGACACUACAUUCUUAACCUAGAGGAGAUGUGGAUGGCCUGUAUUCUCCAAACACUGAGAGCAACAGACCUGGAGAAAUACCUACCUCAGGCCUCAAUGCCGUGGGCUGGAUUUCAUUUGAAUAUUGCGCCACCCAUCUGGCAACGUUUCCCCGGAGAAGUGGGCGAAACUGCGACAAAAGGUCCCUCACGAGAGGACUUCAUCCAGCUUAUUUUUUCAGGCCAAUGCAAGCAAAUGGAUUACGCCGAGGAACUAAGGAAAGCUUACCAUAGCCUCUGCAACUCGCCCGACAAGCGACUGCGACAGUAUUACCUGGACAACCAAAGGCGAGCAUCCGGAUUAGGGACAAAUGCAUGGCAACAAAAGAAGUAUACAGCUUACCAGACCUUCCUUGAACAUGGAGUUGAAAAAAGAGUCAAAGAAGUGGCGGGAUCUAUUCAGAUUAACCUUAACGACUACACAUUCAUAGUCAACCGACAGCUUAAAUCCCCAAUAUCUCCUGGAGACUUGGUACAUAUACAGCUCUUUCUUACAGAGACACCUAGCCCACUGCGCUACUGCCAACGAGCUCAGUUGACAGACCCCUCGAGCCGAUUACUCGUUUUGAUAAAGGCCAGUGAUGAGUUGAAGCAGAAAGGAGGGGAGGAGUUUCAUAGAUGGCUUUUUUGCAACGGUUGGGAUGUGCCUAGGCGCAUGAAUUCACUGGUUGAUACCCUUGAGGGUAUGAGCUACGAGCAAUCUGUUCAAGAAGAACGGCGCAUUCGGAGGAGACGAGAGGAUGGAAAACUUAUUACUAUUCAUUCAUAGUCAGAGAAUUGAACAGCGC